This is a messenger RNA of Xiphias gladius (swordfish), 1009 nucleotides long. Its product is annotated as fibrinogen-like protein 1. The transcript is spliced from 7 exons. The record is from RefSeq and is a predicted model, not a curated record. The coding region runs from base 40 to 990 and encodes 316 amino acids. NCBI's taxonomy places the organism in Eukaryota, Metazoa, Chordata, Actinopteri, Istiophoriformes, Xiphiidae. Gene Ontology annotation, biological process: negative regulation of T cell activation; regulation of immune response.
UCUGGUCUUUCAGUUUUGUGCUUUCAAAACAAGAAGAGGAUGAAGGACCCACUGCAGCUGCUCACAGGACUGAUAGUCAUCAUAGCUUGCUCUCAAUCUCUCUGUGCGUCAGACAUUUGCCGUGAGGCGGUGGCUCAUCUGCGGGAACAGAGGAAGCUUCUGAUGGGCCAGCUUCAGAAACAGGAACUCGUCUUACAAAGAUUAAAAUUGUUGAACCAACCUGCCAUUGAGAAUACGGCAAGAGUUGAACAGACCCAGGACACCGAGUACACAGACUGCUCCCAGCUCUUCGCCUCUGGCUUCAAAUCCAGUGGUUUCUACAGAAUCAAAACCAUCCGCGUCUACUGUGAUAUGAGUGAGGGAGGUGGUUGGACUGUCAUACAGAGACGGAUCAAUGGAACAGAGACAUUUAACAGGUCAUGGGCGGAGUAUAAGGAUGGUUUUGGAGACAUGAAUGCAGAAAUAGGAGAGUUUUGGCUUGGAAAUGACAACCUGCAUUACAUCACAGCACAAGGGAAUUAUUCUCUGAGGAUUAACCUUGAAGACUUUGAUGGUAACCAGCGCUAUGCUGAGUACAAGAACUUCAAAGUGGCUGAUGAAAAGGAUCACUACCGCCUUAGCUUUGGAGCCUAUGUAGGAACAGCUGGAGAUGCUCUGUCUGGAAGUCAUCAUUUUGGUGUGUCAGAGUGGGCCAGUCACCAGGGCAUGAAAUUCAGCACCUACGACCAGGACAAUGAUAACUACGAAAAAAACUGCGCCAAGGAAGACAAAGGAGGCUGGUGGUUCAACAAGUGUCACUCAGCCCAUCUUAAUGGCAUAUACUACCCCAAUGGCCACUACAGUGCAGUGACGGAUGAUGGUGUAGUUUGGUACACCUGGAGAGGAUGGUGGUAUUCCCUGAAGACCAGCAUCAUGAAGUUGCGACCCACUGACUUCAAAAUUGACCACACUGGCGACCCCAGUGCUGUUAAUCACGGUCCACCGUCCUAGAUCAGACACGAGCAGAUAU